Molecule: messenger RNA, 1137 nt
Organism: Funneliformis caledonium
Lineage: Eukaryota; Fungi; Glomeromycota; Glomeromycetes; Glomerales; Glomeraceae
Source: the annotation of a GenBank genome assembly
AUGACAUCAUUGAAAGAAUGGAUUGAUGCAAAGAUAAACGAUGGUGACAUUACUAAAUUUGAAUAUAGUGAACUUAGUAAUAUUGUAGAAAUAGGCAAAGGAGGAUUCGGCGUUGUGCAUAGAGCGGAUUUGGAUAACAGGGGCAUUCAAGUCGCAUUGAAAAGCUUCUCGAAUAAAAAUAGAAAAAUCGAUAAGGAUGACGUUGCAGAUCUUGUCAAAGAAUUAAAACUUCUUCGUAUCGUUCAUUAUCAUCCAAAUAUCAAUAACUUUAUUGGAAUAACGAAUGGUUCGUGUAAACUGAGAGAAACCCCAAUAGAAAAUACACCUCUAAAGUAUCAAAUACUUUAUCAAAAAUGCUGGAGUGAGGAUCCAACGUUAAGGCCUGACAUUAAUGAAGUUUAUACUAAAUUAAAACAGCUGGAUGCACAAUUCAAUAGCGUUAAAUCAGAUGAUGAUAUCAUCAACGAGGAAAGAGAAUUAUGUAGUGCAUUAAUGGAGAUUCGUAAAUCUUAUAUGAUUUACAAUGAUACCGGUCCCACGAAAUCUCUUGACUUUGAUAGUGUUAUAGAUCAUCAUAGGCCAAGGUCAGAAGCAAUUUUCGAUUAUCUCAUUAACGAUCCAACAAUUGAGCAUUAUGACGUAAUGAUUGGAAUUUUUCAUUACCAUUAUUCUGAGUUUGAAAAACAUGAAAAAUACUAUCAAUGGGUUAAGAAAGCGAGUGAUAAUGGUGAUAUUUAUGGUCAUUAUGAACUUGGACGCUGUUAUUAUCACGGUUAUGGUAUCGAAAGUGAUAAGAAUAAAGCAAUUGAGCUUUUUGAACGUUCUGGAUUAAAUAUAGCUUUAUAUAGUCUUGCAGAUCAUCAUAAUCAAUGUGGCAAUUUACAAGAAGCAUUUGAACUAUAUGUUAGGUCUGCUGAAAAGGGAUACGUAACAUCACAACACAUUGUGGGUGAAUGUUAUUACCAUGGUAAAGGUCCUCAAAAAGACAAAGAAAUUGCCCUUAAAUGGUAUACAAAAUAUCGAGAUGGCGGUGGGAUCAAUGAUGUUGGAACAAGGAUUAAAGAUUUAGUUGAUUUUAUAGAUACGAAAGAUUUAGCAAUAAGUAUUUAUAAUUUUCUAAAAAGAAAUUUAUCCUGA